AUGACUUUCCUGAAGAUAUUACGUCACGCUGAUCACAGCGUUUUCUACCGAGAAGCGUUGCCUCCAGACAGUCAUUAUGCCAAAGCGGUUGUCGUGUUUCUCCACGGGCAAUCCUAUUCCUCUUCAACGUGGACCGAUCGAGGAUCUCUAAGCACAUUUGCCGCUCUUGGAUACCACUGUAUAGCCCCGGAUUUACCAGGAUGUGGUCAGACUCGGGGUCCUGCUGUAAGCGUGCACGACAAACCUCAAUUCCUGCUGGCUUUCCUAAGCGUGUUAGGAGUUAAACAGGUAUGUAUGUUUCAAAUUCAUUCAUAUAGAAAAAGAGACCACGAUACCUCAUUGGGACCGACGGCGGCUGCAAACCUUCGAGUCCUACCCAAUGUUCGACUACACAAAAUCCCUAAUGCCGGUCAUGCCUGUUAUCUCAAUAAUCCCCAGGCAUUUGAGGAAGUC
Ostertagia ostertagi is the source of this 453-nucleotide messenger RNA. The record is from the annotation of a GenBank genome assembly. NCBI's taxonomy places the organism in Eukaryota, Metazoa, Nematoda, Chromadorea, Rhabditida, Trichostrongylidae.